AUCGGUCAAGUAUACAUUCAAACAUGCUUUUACCAAAUCUUUCCACCUUCGUGCCUUAAUUUAAUAAGCAAAGAAAUCACUUCCCACUUUCAAGAACAUGCCUAAACCUUGCGCUGCGUCACACGAUCAAGCCCAGCAAGAUUAGUUGCGCGCGCGCAAAACAACGACGAGACAACCUCGAUGACGAUAUGUAAUUGCGCGUACUUUACAUCGUUAUAAUGUAGUCAUGUUCGCGCUCCGGCAAUGUCGUCGACGGCAGGUAGAUUUGGGCUCGAUAACCCCAUCGCGUCACACACGAGUCAACUACUUUUCCAGAAUCUGUCACCAACGCUAAUCUGCAUUUCAUAGUUCGUCGAGCAGUUGAGAGGAUCGUCCAAAAUGGCGCAAGUAUACGUAGGAACCUUUCGAGAGGUGCAAAUUCCGGUUCCGUUUGGGGUGAUUCGCGGCAAGUGGUACGGUCCUACGAACGUUCGGCCGAUUCUGUUCAUCCACGGAUACAAUGAUAAUAGUGGAUCGUAUGAUCGAUUGCUUCCGUUACUUCCAACUGCUGGAAGCUACCUUGCGAUUGAUUUGCCCGGUCACGGCCUGUCCUCGUGGAUGCCCAGCGGCACGGUGUACCACCUGACCGACGCGACGAUCUGCAUUCGUCGGAUCAUGAAGAUCUACGGCUGGUCCAAGGUAUCUCUAGUAGGUCACUCUCUCGGAGCCAUGAUGUGCUACAUCUUCAUCGGACUGUAUCCGGACAAGGUCGAUCUGUUUGUAGCACUGGAUGCGCUUCAACCGUCUUAUCCGGGCGAGUUCUACAAACAACUAGCGUUUCAUCUUGAACGUUCGAUCGAGUACGACGAUACCAAGGGGAAGAAACCAUCCGGAUUCACCUACGACAAGAUGCUGAGCAGGGUGCGUUACUCUGCUGGAACUACGAUUCCGAAAGAACUCUGUCAUCACUUGUUGGAAAGAAACAUCCGUGAAAGUAGCGUCCUUCCGGGAACCUUCCACUACACAUUCGACAGCCGGACCAAGUAUCUGGACAUCUCCGGGUGGUCUCGGGAAACGAAUUUGGAAACGGCGCGGGCGAACAAGUGUCCAGUGUUGGUGAUCAAGGCUACCGAAUCGUUCUAUUAUGGUGACGAGGAUGAGUUUAAACGACUUUUGGACGAGAUGGGCAAGAAUAAUCCACUGACUCGGUUGGAGGCGAUCGAUGGGAAUCAUUACGUGCAUCUGAUUGAGGCGGAGAGUGUGGCCAGUGUCAUUGGAAAGUUUCUGAUCGAUUGUAAGCGAUUUGAUGAAAUAGUGGUGGGUAAGUUAUAGGGGUUUGCUCAGUGUUGUUAAUUUAUAUCAAAAAAAUAUAUCUUACGUUAGAGCUUUAUUUUAUUCAAAAAGUAUUAAAAAAAA
Messenger RNA from Culex quinquefasciatus (southern house mosquito), 1395 nucleotides. RefSeq names its product probable serine hydrolase. The transcript has 2 exons. Bases 379 to 1311 code for a protein of 310 amino acids. The record is from RefSeq and is a predicted model, not a curated record. Lineage: Eukaryota; Metazoa; Arthropoda; Insecta; Diptera; Culicidae.